UAUAACGGCCUUCGAUUUCUAUUCUAUAAGGGAAUUUUGAACUCUGGGGAUUCUGUAAGCAGCCUCCUAAUUACGAAAUUUUAAAAUCACUCGUUACCAUUUACUAUACAUACCUAUUAUUAUUAUUAUUAUAUAUUACCUCUUUACAUAUUUAUAACCCACCACCGUCAAUUUGUAUCCUUUAUUUGGUUCUUUUUUCUUAAACUACUUCCCAACCCGUUCCCUCCGAAGCACAUAAUACAUUGCUAUCAUGGCCGCAGAUGACAGCUCCACGAAGCAGGCUUCCGGUCGACCGCAGUUGUCUUCUAUGAGGACUAGUUCUUAUCUCAAAGAGCAUCAGCAGUACCGUCCCCCUAAACAUCCCGAUAACCAUUUCGGCAUAGACACAGUUGUCGAAGACUUGCAAAGCUCUAGGAUAUCUCCUCCCAAAAACUUCAGCCCCUUCAAUGGUGUUCCUUCUAAGGACGAUCCGCCGCGCAUACUUGAAGGCGCUAGUCACGACUUCACCCAUCCAAACUGCGCUCCCACCCGGGGCACCAGGUCGCACAAGCUGGUUGCUACUUUGAUCUACAAGUCCGCGGCGGCCCGUCUUCCCCGUGUCAGCCCCUCCCCGAGACUCACUUCAUCUAACUCCGAUAUUCCCGCGAAUCUCGCCCCGACAACUAGUAUCGAAUCCUUUCCUCUCGAACCACCUGCUGCUGCCGAGCCCGAGCCUCUUGACCACCUCUAUGGCUCAUACAUCUCCCCACUAUGUGUCACUUCUUUUCUCCAUCUCAUGUCGACCUUCCCUCUCCCACGAACUGUUGACGAAUCCACUUCCUCUCAUCGUUGCCUCGAUGACCCGGAGCACCCUCUCGUCGUCGAGUUGACCUUGUCCCCGGCGCCGUUCCCGAACUAUCUGUCGUUGGCGGAUUUGCGGAAGCACGAGCUUAUUUACCGCUUCGAGCGGGAAUGGAAUGUCGACGUCGUAUUGCAGCACGACACGCUGUGGCGACGUUAUCCACGCCUAGUCGUUUUCGAUAUGGACAGCACUCUAAUCACGCAAGAGGUCAUUGACUUACUGGCUGCAACUAUCACCGAUCCGCCAGAUUUGGCUGCUAAGGUUGCAGAUAUCACGCACCGGGCCAUGCUGGGGGAGUUAGAAUUCGAUGCAGCCUUCCGAGAACGAGUCGCUCUACUGAAGGGACUUCCAGCAACAAUCUUCGAACAAUUGCGGCCGGAAUUGAAUGUUACAAAAGGAGUUACAGAAUUGCUGAGAGCUUUUAAGAAGCUGGGCGUCAAAACAGCGGUGUUGUCGGGGGGCUUUUUACCUCUGACAGGUUGGUUGGCUGGUGAACUAGGAAUUGAUCAUGCCUACGCAAAUGAAGUUAUAAUUGAUGAUUCUGGACGUCUAACCGGCGAAGUUAAGGGUCGUAUUGUAGGGAGGGAACGGAAACAAGAAUUGCUUCUUGAGAUUGCCAAGAAGGAAGGGGUUGCGCUUGAGCAAGUUGUGGCGGUUGGCGAUGGGGCUAACGAUUUAUUGAUGCUCGAGACAGCGGGCUUGGGGGUGGCGUGGAACGCAAAACCGAGGGUGCAGCUGGAGGCUAAUGCCCGACUGAAUGGUGAAAAUUUGGUUGACUUGCUGUAUCUAUUUGGACUUACUAGCGAGGAGGUCGAUUUGCUGACGGCGUGAGCGGUACUAAGGUAGGUACGUCUGACCUAUGCUGCUGAUGCUGCUGCUUCAUACACGCACAUAUACUCGCAUAGCUCUGUUCUAUUUUGAUGGUACAUCCGGAUCACUGCAGAGCGAGCCAGGGAAUCAUGACGUCUAGUACUUUGGCUAUAACGGGGCUAUGAGACAAUUUUUUCCAAUGUGUUCUACUGUGCUUGAACCGCAGUAGGCUUCGCUUUGUAAUAACGAUGCUGAUUUAUUCGUAUC
Hypoxylon trugodes is the source of this 1918-nucleotide messenger RNA. RefSeq names its product phosphoserine phosphatase serb. Gene Ontology annotation, biological process: dephosphorylation; L-serine biosynthetic process. Lineage: Eukaryota; Fungi; Ascomycota; Sordariomycetes; Xylariales; Hypoxylaceae. The transcript has a single exon. Bases 251 to 1672 code for a protein of 473 amino acids. Gene Ontology annotation, molecular function: L-phosphoserine phosphatase activity; magnesium ion binding. Gene Ontology annotation, cellular component: cytoplasm. The record is from RefSeq and is a predicted model, not a curated record.